UGAAUACACAUGGUGACAACUAACUCCAACCAUACCCAUGUGCCCCCACUUAAAUUCCUACCAAAAUUUCCUCUGAAAUUUCUACUUAAUUUCCUCACCAAUUCCCACUUAAAUCCCCACUCUCUUUCUCAAAUCUCUCCCACUUGUGAGAAAGAUAAUGGGCAGAACUCUUAGUUUGAUUCUUGCUCUCUUGAGUGCUCCCAUUGUUUUGAUAGCUGCAGAUUGGAACAUUUUGUACCAAAAAGGAAAACAACCAAAGCAUGGAGUGGAAUUCAACUUGAAAAACUACUGUGAGAGCUGGAGGAUGAAUGUUGAGCUACACAAUAUAAGGGAAUUCGAAGUCGUGCCCGAAGAAUGCACAGAUUACAUCGGGAAGUACAUGAAUUCGGUCCAGUACAAGGUGGAUUCAGAGAGGGCGAUCGAGGAGUGCACCGUGUUUCUCAGCACUAGUUGCGGCUUGAAGAGAGACGGCAGAGAUGCGUGGAUUUUCGAUGUCGACGAUACGCUCCUCUCCACCGUGCCGUACUUCAAGAAACAUCGUUCCGGGGGAGAGAAGUUAAACUUGACCUCAUUGGAAGAGUGGAUGAGCAAUGCUAAAGCACCAGCUCUUGAUCACACAAGGAAGCUAUUUAAUGACCUCAAAGAGAGAGGAGUUCAGAUCAUUUUGGUAUCUUCAAGGAGAGAACACCUUAGAUCAGCCACUAUCGACAACCUCGUUGACGUUGGCUUUUAUGGGUGGACUAGUCUCAUUUUGAGGGACCCAAGUGACGAGGGCAAGGAAGUCCAGAAAUACAAGGCGGAUACAAGAAAGCAAUUGAUUGAUCAGGGGUAUCGCAUUUGGGGCAUUGUUGGAGACCAGUGGAGCAGCAUUGAAGGACUCCCAAGUGCAAAAAGGACAUUUAAGCUUCCAAAUCCUAUGUACUAUGUUUCUUGAUCAUACCACUAUUCUAUCUAGGAAUUGGAUCCUGGGCACAGACCAACUGCAAUCAAUAUUUCGGAUUUGCUCUGAGACUCUUAUUGAUAAGACCUACCGGUUGAUUGUAACCGGUAAAUAUCUCUGAGCAAAUUUAAACCAUUGAUUAUAUUGUAUUUGAACUGUCCUGUCCAGUCCAAAACUUGACCGGAGAAUCUGAACUUCAUAUUUUUUGUUCGCUGGUAUAGUGUCAGUGAUAUUAAUUUCUUAUGGCUACCAAAAUAAAAAGUUUCUUAUGGCUACCAAAUAAAAA
Messenger RNA from Rhododendron vialii, 1226 nucleotides. Its product is annotated as acid phosphatase 1-like. The record is from RefSeq and is a predicted model, not a curated record. Gene Ontology annotation, molecular function: acid phosphatase activity. NCBI's taxonomy places the organism in Eukaryota, Viridiplantae, Streptophyta, Magnoliopsida, Ericales, Ericaceae. Bases 158 to 934 code for a protein of 258 amino acids. The transcript is spliced from 3 exons.